AUGAAGCAAAUUGAAGCCGAAGCUGAAGCUGAAGUAGAAGAAGACUCAGACUCAGAUGAUGAUCCUGAGGCUCGUCCAGACUUCAUCCCUGACACUGAUUCCGACGAAGAUGAAGAUAGCGAUGACAAAUAUGAUGACUCGGAUGACGAGAAGGACAAAAAUGAUUUGUUGCAGGAUAACCAGAAGAAUUCUUUAUCUCAUAACUCUAGGCCCAAGCGGACUGUUAGAGCUCCUUCCCGGUACAUGCCGGAUUAUGCUGAGGCUGGAUCAUCUGCGGAUGUUCGUGUCGUCGUUGAUGACAGAAAGAGAAGGAGUGGAAAGUUUGUGACCGUGGUUGAGGUUGAAGACAGCAACACCCGAGUUGGUGAAGACUCUGAAGAAUCCGUAGAUAUUGAACACAGGGUUCACGCUCGUGAAUAUCCAACAGAUGGACUAUCGUUUGAAGCUCCUAUGAUCAAUAAUUUCCCGGACAAUGAGGUGGUUGGUGGAUUCGCCAUACCCAAGUGUCACACGCCUCUUUACACCAAGAUCUGGAAAAGAUAUGGACAUAUUGCUACAACCGAGGUGUGGAAGGGUUUUCUACCAACCCUCCUAACUACAGUUGUAGGGCUGUUACCGAUCAUUGAGGAUAUGGACCAGAUGCGCCUGCGAGAUGUCAGAAUCAGGAAUUGCACAGGUGGGAUGAGAUGA
Molecule: messenger RNA, 690 nt
Organism: Papaver somniferum (opium poppy)
Lineage: Eukaryota; Viridiplantae; Streptophyta; Magnoliopsida; Ranunculales; Papaveraceae
Product: protein starmaker-like
Exons: 3
Coding region: 1-690 (229 amino acids)
Source: RefSeq, a predicted model, not a curated record